GUGAUUGUGGGGCCGACGGCACGGCAUUUGCUUUAAGAGCUGAGACCAACAACAGAAGAUGAGUGCGGCGGCGAACACGCCUGUAGAUCUUUUUGCCUUCUCUCGAUGGCCGCCGCAGGUUUGGACUGUGUCGGGGUCUGGGAACCAUGCCUAGCUUACAUGUCGAACAACGCGAUGAGGAUCAAAGGAGCACUGCCGGGGCUCGCUGCCAAACGUUGAACGUCAGGUAUUUCAGCCGAUGCUGCCUGCCGCUGGGUAUUCGAGGAGCCUAGCAUUCGGGACUCUCUCUCUAUACGCUUUGCCGCCUAAAGCGCUCACAGAGCGCUCACAGCGACCCUCCUUUUCCCCGUUGGCUCGUUGGCAUCUGCAUCAGGCGUAUUUUCUGAGGACUUUAUCAGUGUGGCCCUCGCAAAUAUGGCAAGCACAGCGAAUGAGAUGGACGUCGACGUGCGGCCAGGGCGGUGCUUCUUCACGACCUUGCCUCCGGAGGUGAUGGACACCGUAGGCUACUAUAUUGCCAUUUCUUCUCCCGGAUCUCGAUCCGAUCCUGUUGGUACUAACGCCCCGCCCGAUCACGGAACUCAUCGCCACCAUUAUACAAGGUCGAAGGGCCGCGAAGCCGAUAAAGCACGCGACAUGCUUGGGUCAGGCCCGCCUGCCUAUGCCACACCGCCAGCACAGCUCAUCUCACUCUUAUUGUCGUGCAAGUAUGUCUACAACAUGUUGAACGAGACCGCAAGCCCAGGGCUCUAUGCACGCAUCUUCAAGACCAAAUUCGAUUAUGAAAGCAUCGCUAGGCGCUUUGGGCAAGAUGCGGUCGACGCAAAAAGCCUUACCAUCGAACUCAAGAAGAGGUGCCGGUGCCUCAAACGAAUCAAAGCGACCGUCAUGGGCAGAAGAAUCAGGAGGGCCGGUCUGUCCGACGAGGAAUCACAAAAGGAGAUGGAGGAGAAUCUUUGGCUGGCGUAUCUGAUGAUGCUCGAGAAUGAUGGCAAGAAUCGUUACCAGUUACGAUGGGCCUCCAUCGACAGAUACUUACACAUGCACUACGAGCAAGAAAUGCUUGGCAGUAUCAUCAAGCCUGGCUACCCGCCAGACUCAGUCGACCGCGCCCUCUCCCUGCACUUGCACUAUCUUGUCUUUGGGGACAAGGAACUCUCGCAAGAGACUCCGCAGGACAGUGAGGAACGGAUGUUUGUACUGCGUCCAUAUGUCUUUGCAGCCCACAAGUUCAACCCCUACUUGGCGCCAUGGAUGGUCUGGGAUCUUCCGACUGGCGACAAGGAACUGCCGGUCACACAGCCUGGCAUGAUCGACGAAAAUGGCGAAAUGGCGAGCGAAGUACACGAUCCUUUCCUGAUGGAUUACUCGUUUCAAACACGCACUUGCACGAUCGAGCAUUGCGCGCAGAAGCUCCACCUAGCUGCUCCUGUUCUGGCACACGCUGCUUGCCUGAUGUUCUUUCAGCGCGUCGAGCGUGAUCCCGCGGCCAUGGGCCUUGCUCAUUUGCGCGAAGGAGCCGGGGAGGCAGCUAGCAUUGCCGAAGCUGCAGCUGCAGCGGCCGCAGGAAACGAUCAGGCCGCAUCACGCGACAGUGUUGGCGGCUGGGCGCUUGCACAGGUCUUCGAAGGGAUGAACUUCACUGCACCCGCGCAGAGUUCUCAAGGACGGCACGACAGGCGCUUUGGUGCUUUCAAUAGGCGGAGAGCAAACCUUGCUGAGGCCACCAUGCUCCGCUCUAUACAUCAUGACAAGGAUUUUGCGCGCCUCAUGGCCUGCUGCGACCCAAGGUCGGGCAUCGGCUUGAGACCGAGCUUUCACGCAGGUGAUUUCGAAGGCGCGUGGGAGGGGAGGUUCAGCUUCUUCGACUUUGACAGUUACCGAGACAUGCUCGCGGGCCUGAUGAGUAGCCUUUAUGAAGGCCCUUUCGGCGAACAGCCGCAGGUAUGGAAAUUAAAAGAGAGGAUGGUGAGACUUGGCGAGCAUGAUCACAAGGGAGGCGAAGGUAGCAUCCUUUCGGCGGGCUACCUCGGCACACGACAAGAAGCAGAAGACGAGCAAGCAUAUGGCUGCGCUAGCGCCGAUGAGAAUAGGCCACCAAACGACAUUGUUAGACGGAGAGGCCAAAACAUCAAACUAUUUCAAAGGCCCACAGGGCGAGCGCUAGAUGACAUGCGCUCGCCAUCCGACUCUUCCUGGAGCUGGCAGCGCUCUUCGCGGCAUACAAGAGACGACAGCCAGGAAUUUCCGUCCUUUGGCGCCGAUGAGCUAAGCACUGUGGAAGAGAUUGAAUACGGCGACGAUCCAGACAAAUUUGAGCUUCGUUUGUCCGGGUCGGGGCAUUCCGCAUGGGGGAGAUUCAACCUUCAAGGUCGGAUCAGGAGCUGGGACGGCAUGAUGAUCAUGAAGAAGGAAUAUACACCCGACGGCCGCGGCCGGUGGCUCUACCGAGGGUACGCGCUUGGAGGCGGCAAGCUUGUUGGACGGUGGCGCGAUACGUUUACCCCCGAGAGCAUGAGUGGUUACGAAGGAUGUUUCUGCCUGUACAAACGUGAACAGGCUCUCUGACGAACUCGCCCCUGUUUGUUGUAUUCUCAUACCCAGAGACGAAAUAUGCACCUGCACAAGCAUAAUACAAAGUAAACGCAAUUAGCAAUGUAUUGUCAGCUGAUUUGAUCAUGG
Molecule: messenger RNA, 2682 nt
Organism: Tilletiaria anomala UBC 951
Lineage: Eukaryota; Fungi; Basidiomycota; Exobasidiomycetes; Georgefischeriales; Tilletiariaceae
Exons: 4
Coding region: 415-2568 (717 amino acids)
Source: RefSeq, a predicted model, not a curated record